AUGCGACAAUCUCAGGCUUUGGCGCUCCUGGGCAUCAUCGCCCAGAAUGGGAUUGCCACCGCCGCUUCUCUACCGAGAGGUGUUGGUCCCGAAUUCGUGAAAUUCUACGAAUUGAAGGACGAGUUCGCUUGUAUCGGCCAUCCCUCCAUGACCAUCUCGUCCUCUCGCGUCAAUGAUAACACAUGCGACUGCCCCGACGGCUCUGAUGAACCAGGCACCCCCGCAUGCGCAGUUCUCGACCAUCUCUCCCCCGGUCAGCCCCUGCCCGGCUCGCUGUCUGGGACAACAAACACCAGCAAUGCCCUCCCCGGCUUCUGGUGUGCCAAUAAGGGCCACAUUGGCGCCUACGUCCCGUUCAUGUACGUCAACGAUGGCGUCUGCGACUACGACCUGUGCUGUGAUGGCAGCGAAGAGUUCGGGGGCGUUGGCGGUGUCAAAUGCCCCAACAAGUGUGCCGAGAUUGGCAAGGAGUGGAGACGGGUUGACAAGGAGCGCAAAGACAACCUCGAACGGGCCAACAAGCGUCGGAGGACAAUGGCCAAGGAGUCUAAGGAGCUCCGCCGGCGUGUCGAGACCAAGAUCAGCGGCCUCCAGAAGGAGGUCCAGGAGCUCGAGGUGAAGCGCGACGAGCUGAAGGCAAAACUGGACGAGGCCGAGCGAUCAGAGCGUGGCAAGGUCGUCAAGAGCGAAGGCACGGGCAAACUCGGUGUGCUAGCUGGACUGGCCAAGACGAGAGUCAACGAGCUGCGGGAGUCUCUGACCAAGGUGGUAGGAGAGCGCCUUCAAUUACAAGAUAGGGUGACCGAGCUGGAAGGCAUUCUGUCCGCCUUCAAGGAGGAGUACAACCCCAAUUUCAACGACGAGGGUGUCAAGAAGGCCGUCAGGGGCUGGGAAGACUAUGCAGCAAAGAAGGUCGACGAGGGCCAGGGAGACUUCAAUGAGGCCGACAUUCUCGAAGUCAUGAAGGAGGACAGCGAGAGCUCUGGCAUCAACUGGAAGGAAUUCGAGGAUGAUGAUACGACUGAUACCGAUAUCCUGUACAGCUUCGAGGCCUACCUGCCAGCGCCGCUGCGGGACUUCCUACAUUCCAAGAUCAACCUUCUGCGCAUCUGGCUGAUCGAGAAUGGCAUGUUGGCCGACAGCAACGAAGGGAAGGGCGAGUCGCGACUGGUCAAAGCCGCACGCGAGGCGCACGACUCGGUAGUCAACGACGUCAACUCCAAGACCCGCGCCCUGGACGAGGAGAAGCGCGACCUUGAGAAGGACUAUGGCGUCGACGACAUCUUCCGCUACCUCAAGGGCAAGUGUGUCUCCACAGAGGUCGGAGAGUACGAGUACGAACUCUGCUGGCUUGAUAAGACCAGCCAGAAGAGUAAGAAGGGUGGCGGGCGCACGACCAUGGGCAAGUUUGACCGCAUCGAUUUCGACGAGGCGGACGAGGACGAACGCCACGACGGCAAGGGUCUUGGCCGGGGUAAGCGAAUCGUGCUACGCUACGAGGACGGACAGCACUGCUGGAAUGGGCCCAACCGGAAGACCGAUGUGUGGCUUGGCUGUGCAGAGACCGAGGAGUUGUGGCGUGUAAGUGAGCUGGAGAAGUGUGUGUAUAAGAUGGAAGUAGGUACACCGGCGGCAUGUGAGGAGCUUGUCGACCCGGGCCAUGUCAAAGAUGAGCUGUGA
Molecule: messenger RNA, 1680 nt
Organism: Anthostomella pinea
Lineage: Eukaryota; Fungi; Ascomycota; Sordariomycetes; Xylariales; Xylariaceae
Source: the annotation of a GenBank genome assembly